AUGUACCUUCUCAUCCACAUUUGUGUGUUGUGAACAAUAAGGUGUUACUUUUGCAGCAGUUAUUGAGACGUUUUCAAUCGACCACCUCAGCCUUGACUCAUUGAAGCAUAUGCAACAUUACACAUCUUUUUAACAACUAUUUUGCACAAAUGUUGCCACUGGCAGUGCAACCUUGUUUUUUUUAUCCAUUUGCAGAGCCCGGUGGGGUCCCCAUGGAUGACGUUUACUAUGUCGGAGUGGACGUGGGCACUGCCAGUGUGAGGGCUGCUCUCGUGACCAGGCAUGGAAGGCUGAAGACCACAGCUCAGGAGCCCAUCAGCAUCUGGGAGCCUCACACUGACCAUUAUGUGCAGUCCUCGGAUGAGAUCUGGAUUAAAUGCUGCGUCGUUGUAAAGGAAGUCACCAGGGGGCUGGACAAGAGCCAGGUGAGAGGGAUAGGCUUUGAUGCCACCUGUUCUCUUGUGGUGUUGGACCAAAGCUUCCAGCCUGUAGCAGUCAAUCAGGACGGUGAGAAUCAGAGAAAUGUGGUAAUGUGGAUGGAUCAUCGUGCUGCGGAGCAAGCCGCUCGCAUCACAAGCGGGGGCCACAGUGUCCUGAAUAGGGUUGGAGGGGUCAUGUCACCAGAGAUGCAACCUCCGAAACUUCUCUGGCUUAAAGAGAAUCUAAGGGAAAUCUGCUGGAACAAAGCCGCUCACUUUUUUGACCUUCCAGACUUUCUGUCAUGGAAGGCAACAGGCUCUUUGACCAGAUCUCUAUGCACCCUGGUAUGCAAAUGGACCUAUUGCCCUCCGGAGGGAUGGGAUGUGAGUUUUUGGACUUCAAUAGGACUGAAGGAUCUCACUGAAAGCAACUUUUCCAAAAUAGGAAGCGAGACAUGUUCUCCAGGCAGCCCUCUUGGGGAUGGCCUGACCCAGGAGGCAGCGGCAGAUUUGGGUUUAGAUCCAGGAACUGCAGUUGGGGCUUCGCUCAUUGAUGCGCACGCUGGAGGGCUAGGUGUCAUAGGAGCAGAUGUAAAAGGCUUUCAGCUGCCAUGUGAAGGCCAGCCAAUCACCUCACGCAUGGCUAUGAUCUGUGGGACGUCAUCUUGUCACAUGGCGGUAGCGUCUAACAGUUCUGUUUGCCAUUCACAAAACCUCCGUGUUUGUUUAUACUUGCAUAGGUAUUACUCACUGUCAGCUGUGAUGUACAAUUACCAGAUCAGUGAACGGCCGCUGUUUGUGCCAGGAGUAUGGGGUCCGUGCCUGUCUGCCAUGGUACCUGACUUGUGGCUUAACGAGGGAGGACAGAGUGCCACUGGACGUCUGAUUGACCACGUGGUGAAGGGCCACGCUGCCUACACGCUGCUCCAAGAAAAGGCACGGCGAAGAUGUCCUGCUACAGGCGACGGCAUCUAUAGCUACUUGAAUGGCCACCUGAGUCGAAUGGCUGCUUCCUGUUCAGCUGUUGACCUGCUGGGCUCCAGUCUUCACGUGUGGCCCGACUUCCAUGGGAACAGGUCGCCCCUGGCUGACCCCACCUUGAAGGGCAUGGUGGUUGGGCUGUCUCUCUCGCAAACCCUGGAUGACUUAGCUGUGCUCUACUUGUGUACCUUGCAAGCCCUGGCCCUCGGUACGCUUCAUAUUCUGGAGGCCAUGAAAGAAGCAGGACAUGAUAUUAAAACCAUCUUCUUAUGCGGAGGGUUGAGCAAAAAUGCCCUGUUUGUGCAGGUUCACGCCAAUGCUACAGGGUUGCCUGUUGUGUUGCCCGACCAGACAGAGGCUGUGUUGGUGGGAGCAGCAGUCCUGGGGGCUUGUGCGUCCCAGGACCAUGGCACGAUACAGGACGCAAUGUCCGAGAUGGCCAAGGUGGGAAACGUUGUUGAGCCUGAUCACAACCUUCUGAGCUUUUACCAAAGAAAGUACAAAGUGUUCCGGCUUCUUGCAGACCACCAGAGGGAGUACCAGGCCCUCAUGAACACAUUCGGGGCUGACUGUCCUUGACUGUGGCUUUGUGAUGUCACACGGAACACUGGAGACAAGCACAUAACAUCUGCUCUGCAUUUCUCACUAUCAGUCUUUUAAGAGUUCCAAAUAAAAGUGUUUUUGUA
This is a messenger RNA of Dunckerocampus dactyliophorus (ringed pipefish), 2086 nucleotides long. It is a transcript of the gene fggy, whose product is annotated as FGGY carbohydrate kinase domain containing. Gene Ontology annotation, molecular function: kinase activity; phosphotransferase activity, alcohol group as acceptor. Gene Ontology annotation, biological process: carbohydrate metabolic process. The transcript is spliced from 14 exons. NCBI's taxonomy places the organism in Eukaryota, Metazoa, Chordata, Actinopteri, Syngnathiformes, Syngnathidae. Bases 150 to 1979 code for a protein of 609 amino acids. The record is from RefSeq and is a predicted model, not a curated record.